Molecule: messenger RNA, 4808 nt
Organism: Patiria miniata (bat star)
Lineage: Eukaryota; Metazoa; Echinodermata; Asteroidea; Valvatida; Asterinidae
Gene: nop14
Product: nucleolar protein 14-like
Exons: 20
Coding region: 16-2724 (902 amino acids)
Biological process (GO): maturation of SSU-rRNA
Cellular component (GO): small-subunit processome; nucleolus; Noc4p-Nop14p complex
Source: RefSeq, a predicted model, not a curated record
ACGCUUUCCAUUUUUAUGCAGUACAAAAGAGUUGAGAGUUGCCAAUACUGUAGCAUCCACAUAAUGGCCAAGUCAAAGAAAAACAAGAGGAAUUUGUCGGAUAAAAUCCGGCGCAACAGGACCACACAAGAGGUCAAGAACAACCCGUUUGAGAUCCGUAUCAACCGUCAGAAGCAGCACAUCCUGGGCAAGAAGAUCAGCAAGCAUUCCAAGGGACUUCCUGGGGUCUCUAGGUCCAAAGCUAUCAAAAAGCGCAAAGACACCCUCCUGAAGGAGUAUCAGCAGAGACACAAAAGCAAUAAGUUCAUCGAUAAGCGAUUUGGAGAGAAUGAUCCUACACUCAGUGUUGAGGAAAAGAUGAUGCAAAGAUUUGCAUUUGAGAGACAGAGGGGUCACUCUAAGGAGGCUAUCUAUCAGCUGAAUGAGGAGGAAGAGCUGACCCAUUAUGGCCAGUCACUGGCAGAUGUGGAGAAGUUUGAAGACACUCAGCUAGCUAGUGAUGAUGAGGAUGAGGAUGGAAACUUGGGAGCAAAAUAUGUGGCUGAAGAACACUUUGGGGGAUUCCUGACUAAGAAGAAAGCAGGAGACACAAAGGAAGAGGACACGAAGCCUAAAUCUCGCCAAGAGAUACUUGAUGAAGUCAUUGCAAACUCAAAGAAAGACAAGUACGAUCGUCAGCACCAAAAAGAAGACUUGGUGAAUCUUACAGAAAAGCUGGACAAGGAUUGGAGUGCGGUCUCUGGCCUUAUCUUCUGCUCCAAGCGUGAUAAGUCAACCCCUAAAGACAGGCCCAAAGCAGAUGACUAUGAUAUAGCUGUCAGAGAGCUGAUGUUUGACGUGAAAGCUAAGGCAACGGACCGAAUGAAGACACCAGAGGAGAUUGCCCGAGAUGAGAAGGAGAGACUGGACAAACUUGAGCAGGAUAGACAGAGGAGGAUGCUGGGAAUUACUGAGGGGGAGGAGCAAGAGGCACGACGGAGGGCGGGGCAUCAAUCGGCCGAUGACCUCAAUGAUGGGUAUGCGUUGGAUGCCAUUUCUAAGACUACGUUAAGCUAUAAAGAUGGAAAGGCUAUCAACAUGGACAUAUUUGGAGCCAGGAUUAAGAAGAGGCAAUCCAGAAGAUCCGAGAAUGAAGACCAAGAUGACGAUUCCAUUGGAGAUGAUGAAGAAGAUGAUGGGAAUGAAGAGGAUGACAGUGAUGGGGAAGGAGAUAAUGAAGAGCAAGAACAAGAUGAAGAUGAAGAUGACGAUGACGAUGAUGAGAUUGAGGAUAACCACUCAGACUUGGAGUCAGAAAAUGCAGAGAGUGAGGAUGAAGAAGAGACGUCAAGUAGGAAACCAUCCAUAUCAAAAGAGAUGAUGCAAGCAAUUCAAAAAAGUGCAAAAGAGGAAUUACCAUACACCUUUAAAGCACCUGAGAAUUAUGAAGAGUUCAUGGACGUUGUAGGCGGCCAGUCACACAUCAACCAACUCCUAAUCAUUGAGAGAAUACGUACUUGCCACCACCCCAGCCUUGCUGAGGGCAAUAAAGACAAACUAGACACUCUCCUGGCGAUACUUUUCCAGUACUUUGGGGAGGUUGUCAACCAAGAUUCGGUCAGGAUGGAAUUUCUGGAUGGGCUGACAAAACAUAUCUAUGAAUUAACACAGCAGUCAUCAUUGCAUGCCGGUAAAUGCAUGCAAACACUGAUAGUGGAUAGACACCAACGAUUCACUGAGGAGACAGACAGAAGAGGCAGGGGAGUCUUUCCUUCCAUGGAUACGUUGAUGUAUUUCAGAUUGGUGGGAGUGCUUUUCUCGACCUCUGACUUUCGACACAGUGUGGUGACCCCAACCAUGUUGUUCAUGGGUCAGAUCCUGUCCCAGUGCCCAGUGCGGACGUGCAGGGAUGUGGCAUCAAGCCUCUUCUUGUGCAAUUUGUUUCUAAAGUAUGUUCGGCUCUCUAAGAGAUAUGUACCAGAGGUUAUCAGCUACCUGAGGGGUCUGAUGUUCCUUGCCAUGGAUAAGGAGCUGGGUCAUGUCUAUGAUGUCAUCCCUCCAUUCAAGCCAGUGGGCAGGCACAUUGAUGUUCUGAGGUUACAAUCUAACAGCAACACAGUCACAAGAAACAUAAAGGUCAAACCCCAGUGCAUUUUGGAGGUCCUCUCACAGGCAGAAGCCAGAGAGUUAGAGACAGAUGAGUUUCGCUGCUGGGCUCUUAGCACUACACUCAGCCUGCUGUCGGAGUUUGCCAAGCUCUAUCAGGGACUGACCUGUGCUAAAGAGAUCUUUGCUCCUAUCAGGGGCUGGUUAGAAGCCGAAGGAAUUCCCAUCAAGAGAUACCCAGACAAUAUCCAGGGGCUGCAUGAGUCUCUGCUCAAGCAAGUGACCUCCCUGAGUGACCAACCCAAGAUCUGCCUGCAGCGUGAGAAGAAACGACCGCGUCCUCUGCAGAUGUUUGACCCCAAGAUCGAGGAAGAUUAUGAUCCCAUCCGCAAGAAGAAAAAGGAUGUUGGCAGUGCAAAGAAUGAGAAACAGAGAUUGUUACAUAACUACAAGAGGGAGAUGAAGGGAGCUAUACGGGAGAUCAGGAAAGAUGCACAGUUUCUGGCACGGGAGAAACUAAAUGAACAAAUAGAAAGGGAUUUAGAAAGAAAAGAGAAAGUCAAGAGAAUCCAUCAGCUACUAGCGGGUCAGGAAGGGGACUACCAAGCCACCAAGCGAGGCCGCAUCAACCUCAAAUAAAGCAGUUUUUAUGUAUUCAAAAGGCAGUCUUUGUAACCUGUGGUAGCAAGUCACAUAUGGCCAAAAUUCGAAGAUUUUAAUUUGAACUUCUUCAUAUAACAAGAUUGCAAAGUCAACGUUUUAAUCUUGUAAAUGUUUGCAAUCAAUAUGGCUAUUUGGUAUUGGGUAUUGCCCUCCAUCAGCUUAUAUUUGAGGGGCAACAACCAACAUUAACAUUUUUGAGAUUCCAUCGUCAUUUAUGGCUCUUCAGUAAUGUUUGAAAUGGUUUGCCUUUACAUGGUGUUUGAAAAGCUGCUUUCUAUGAAACAAGCUCAUGGAAGUUUGACAAAUAAAGUAGCAAAAAGGUCAAUCAAAAUUUAAAAACAAAGAGUGGAAACAAAACAAUGUACGUGUACUAAAAUACAGAAUGUCCCUUUUUGAAUAUAUAUUGACCUCUGCAGCAUGGAUCACCACUUGAUUUGCAAUAACUGUUAAAUGUUGCAGAUCUGUUAUCACAGAAAAGGCCCUGUUUAGGCUUUUUUCUGUGUGAUGUCCUGUAAUGCCAUUUUGCUGAGUACUGGGUCUUGAACAUACUUCAGCUUUCAAGGUAUUGAGCAUUUUGUAAAGCGGUGUGUUGGUAGGAAGAAUGCACCACUUUCAUUGACUCCAUUACUAUCAAGUUUCCUUGUUCUCCCUGAUAAUAAUUUAAUGGAGUGGCCACUUCUGGUAUUAAAAUUGGCUUGCCCAAGGACAUCUCCUUGCCGUUUCACUCACUCAAAGGCAGUGUUGUAGUCAAUUCCAUCAAUAGUCCUUCACAAGUCCUUCAGUCUCGUCAAAUCCGUGAUGCAACCAUGGUGAAAAAACACACUUAGGCCAGAAAGUAAUGUCUAUGGCGAUUUCAAAGGAAAAUACGUGUACAACAUUUGCAAACACCAAAAAUCAAACUACCGUUAUGGCGAAAUGAGUCAUUGGAUUAUUAGUGAAUGACAUUCUAAAGCAUCCUUUAAAAUCGUUGCACUUGGUGUGCUGACAUUUUCAAGAAAGCAUUUUCAAGGAAACUAAUUCCAACACUGGUCAGCCGACCAGCAUGGGAAAAAAACUGGCUUUUUUUCAAAUACUGCUCCCAAUUUAUCAUAUUUAGUUAGUCUGCAUUUUCUUUGCAAUCAAUUAUGCACCUCUGAAAGGGUACAAGCCAGCCACACUGAUUCCCUGACCUUACAAUUCCCUUGCGUCUAUAAAUUGUUAUGUUUCCUCUAAAGUGCGGUCAGGGAACAAGACUACAAGAACCUGAUUGCUUUUCUUGGCUUUUUUCCAGCAUCUACAAACCCAACACGUAAAACAAUAUUUGCUAAAGAAUGCUAACUACCAAAUCCAUCCAUUUCUGAAAAUUACAGCAAAAGUAAAUGUUGUAUAUUCCCUUCAAGGGGUUUUCUCAAGAGAAAAAAACACCAAAUCCUGGACAAAUUGAGAGAAAAUGACCUGAAUGUUUGUACCCAUGUUCAUUUUCGGGACCGCUUUCGCUGUUGGCCACCAGGCCCAUUCAUACGUAUACGUGCAUAAUAAUGAAUUUAUUAGUAAAAAGUCAGUAACUGGAAUUAACAAUUAUUCAUAUUGGGGCCGAGGAUGCACGAACCGUCCCCGCAUGUAAGUGCCAUUGCUACAUGCAACACGUACCCUGGGAUGUAGUGGUAUGCAGUGGUAUGCAGUAUCUGUCCAUGCCAGUGCAUGGCAGGCGAACUAAACCCAGCCAAUACCGAUUUGAUUUCAAGUCUACUCAAGAAAUGGAUAUUUGCAUUGAAUGAAUUAGUUCACAUAAUAUGUUGCAUUGAUAAUUUGGCGUAUUUACUUUCAUCGAAGUACGUUAUUGUAAACUUGUUGUUUCAUUUGCAAUUAUCCCUUCAUAUUUAAAGGGCAUAUUUCGGUCACAGUUUCUCCAGGUACUGUGGUACCAUGGGCGUCGAACAGGAUUGGGGGACUUUUUAAAGUCAUAUUCUGACUUGUUCUCACUCUAACAAAUUUGGGUUUUAUUCUGUGACUCUCAAAAUCUAUGAAAUGCUGCCAUUCUGGCUUUUUUGGGCAGAAAUAAAGUUUGUAAUUCUAUAAAA